AUGUCUUUUCAAUCACUGUUCAUAGCAGUGACGUCGACCUCCACUAUCAAGGUCUCGCUUUGGAUCUACUUGGUAGAUUGGGUUCUCUCCUUGAUCUUGGGGUUGGCAUUCAUCUUCUACUUCCACAAACUAUUGGGCUUUAUAUUUUCCUCUUUAUUGAAAUUGGUACUUUGGAAAAAGUACAAGACUAGAGUGCACGUUGAUGCAUUGAAGAUAUCGCCCUUGGGUGGACGGUUAUUUGUGAAAAACUUAAUCAUCACCACCUGCGACUCGACCAUAUCCAUAUUGAAUGUCACCCUCACAUGGAGGUACUGGCUUUUCUCAAUCACUAAGCUCUCCAACUACUACUGGGAAACAGAUUAUGAGAUCGGAGGAGUUUCGCAAACGCAAAACGAUAACCUGCCGUCUCGGUUCUUGAUGGUUAUAGAUGGUCUAGAGAUAUUUGUGUACAACCGAACAGCAGCGUUUGAUGAUAUUGUUAGCAAAUUGGGCGAGAAUAGGGACAAUAGUGGUAAGGAAAGUAGCCCUAGGGAUAGCCCCAAGGACAAUAUCCCCAAGGACAAUAUCCCCAAGGAAAAUAGCCCUAAGGAGGGUUUUUCUAGGGAUGCUUUGCUGGAUGAUACCGUAAAGGAUAGCUCGAGCACCAACACUUUCAACCUGCAGUUUCAAAAAGCAACAGUGAGCCGUUCGUUGCAGCUCUUCUUGCAAAUCAUGCCCAUAGAAGUUCGUAUAAAAAAAGGUGCAGUUGUGGUGGGGAAUGUCAAAACGCCAUGCGUGCUUGUGGCAUCGUUCAAGUCGGGAAAGGGCCUCAUUGACGUGUCCAAGGCACCAAAUCCCCUAGAUCCAUAUAGACUACUCCACGAUUUCCAGUUUAACGAGUUUCAACUUUGGAUGAGACCAAAUUUGGGGUUGGACAAGAACAGGUAUGGUGGUGGAGGAGGAGGAAACGAUAAAGGGCCUGGCCAUACCUUUAAACCUCCAAAAAUGUGGACCAAGCUUGCUGGCGCAAAGAAAUGGAUUAGAAAGAGACAUCAAAAAGAGAAUGGCCUCAAAUUCUCUUUUAAUGAUGAGCAAUACAAUAAUAAUUGGAGAGGUCUUGAACGGUACAUUGGCGAGUUUCAAGACCACGAGGUUAUUGCUGCUCAGAAUGGCUCAACACAAGAGGAGUAUGCAAAGUAUAGCUUGCUCUUGGACUCUACCAGUACCCGGUUCAUCUACUUUUAUGACUCACCCGGACUCCAACAAACAGACACUAGGACUAGGGAAAGUGAGGCUCCGCCAGAGUGUGGUCUUGAGAUUGAGAUCUCGCAUGGCACCAUCCACUACGGACCUUGGGCUGAUAAACAACGUGUACCCUUGCAAAGUAUGCUCUUCCCUUCAUUGGCCAAGGACGCCGUGCCUAUUACCACCACCACUAAAAGAAACUACGAAGGGUUCAAGUUGACGGUCAUUGUGCGCGACGAGUUGGUGGUACGUGUGCCGACACGAGAGGCUAGUAAAGACACCACGCCAAGGGCCAAUCGUUCUUUUGGUUGGUUGGAGGUAAAGCUAGGCGAAGGGUCAAACGUGGGACUGUUUACAUCCUAUAUUACUAAAGGUGACAGAUGGCCUAAUAAGCUAAAGAUGAUAUUCAAUGAUCCAGAAGUGCAGUCUUCGGUAAACCACGAUGUGUUGUUCCUCGCUGACUCGCACGAGAUUAAUGCCGACGUGGCACUACCCUUGAAGUGGAAUGGCAAAUGCGAGUGGAAGUUUGACCAGGUCAGUUUGAACGCAAGAAUGUUUCUAUUGAGGGAACAUAUCCAGUUAUUUAGUGACUUGUUGACGGAUUUUGGCUCUGGCGACCCCCAGCCGUACGAACAGUAUAGACGGUUCAACUACAUCAUUUCAUGGAAACUCCUCCACUAUGAACUAUUCUUGAAUGUCAACGACUACAAUAUCAUCAACAACGCCUUAGACUUUACUAACAACAAGUAUCUAUCAUUCCAGGGGGACGAGUUGAGAUGCUUUGUUGACAUCCCAAUUGAGGGUGCUUGCUCGAAAAAGUCAACUGUUACAUACAGGUUGGAGACACCCAGGUUUGAUCUUGUAUUGGACACGCCGCAAUGGCACACGGUGAAUGCAUUUUUAAAAGAGUCGCAUGUUGUUGGAAGCGCGGGCGCGUUCGAGGUUUCAGGAGCAUACACAUUCUAUAGUGGCGUGGAGAUCAACACUGCUGACUUGGUGGAGAUCAAUUGUACAGGCGAUGAUGUGUGUCUCAAGUUUUAUGGGUUCGUCAUUAGGUACUUGUUUACUGUGCGGGAAAACUAUUUUGGUGACUACAUACAUUUCAAAACGUUUGAAGAGUUCACAGAGAACAGCACCAAUAAGCAACUGUCCAUGAGCUCUUGCUCUUCUCCCACAGACAAAAAUUACUGGGCAAUGGUGAAACUAGAGAACGAUGUUGAUGUGCUAUUCAAGUUCCAAGUGCGAACUGGUCUUAUCAUACUACCGCAACACUUGUACAGUUGCAAAUCACACAUCGGAUUGACUUUCAAGAUGCUCGAUAUAGAUAUUAGGUUUUCCAAUUAUUAUAUGGAUAUGCAGGUUGAUUUCAGUCCUCUUUUGGGUUCGUUAGUCACCCAAUUUGACGCUGACGCCAAGUUGAAUGUCAAGGACUAUAUCAAGGACUACAUCACAACAACAACACCUCCGCAAGUGCACGUUGAUGGGUUCGGUGUACACUCGCACAGGAUGUUUGGACCUCCACCUGAUGAGACGACAUUCUGGUGCAAAUGGGACUUUUACAGUGGGGAAUGGAUCAUCAAUGGUUCUCCUUUGAUAUUGCAAGGAAUAAAAGCAGGAAUCACAAACUUUGGCAUAACAUUUCAAGAUCGCGAAAAUGCAUUGAAUGAUGCAUUACCACCCGCAUUUGACGCUGCAAACUUCUCAUUCAGGUGUCCGAAAUUUGUAUUCAAGUUUAAACUACCAAAUGACACCAAUACAGCAGAGGUGGAGUUGAAUAAUGUGUUGUUGUCAUACAACGACUUGAGCAAUGACCGCUAUUCAAACAAGUUGUCUGUGAAGAUCCCUUCCAUCAAUGGUAAAGUGUUGCUGUCCUCGGAGGACGUGUUGGGGUAUAUUCUGACUUCCCUCGUGUUGUCUGAUAUCACUCAAAAAGAUGACAUGGAUGGCAGAAGAGAUACACAGCAGGUGCACAUUAGAAACGGCGAUGCCCCAUUCCACAGAGCACCAUUUAUUCUCACUGAGGAGUACAGGGACACCUUUUAUGAGGAGAGUAGAGGAAGCUUUAUGACAUCAAUGAGUCUACCGAGAGUGCCUAUGCCAUUAACUUUGGAAACGUCCAAUCUUAUUGAUGAUACAUCGUCGUCGUCCUCCUCCUCCUCCUCCUCCUACUCCGCCACCUCCGUCUCCUACAGAGGUGAGAUGGAGGACACACUUCCCACAGUCAAUUACAACACUAAAGACUUUUCCCCAUCAUAUCAACCUGAUCCAGAUACAAAGUACAAUAAUCUCAUUGUUGAUUUAGGCGAAACUGAAAUGUACCUCAGUCCUGCUUGUGUUUGUACCGUAACCCAGUUUGUCUCAGUGAAAAGUGUUCAUUAUCUAGACUCGAUUAUGGACGAAAUAGAAGUAUCCAUAAUCAAAAUAGCAAAUGAUCUUCUAAGUUCAACAAAGGUGGUUGACAACUUCCGAAUAGUGAAUAGCCACACUACCGUGCACAUUGGUAUAGAGCCAUAUAGGCAUACCGAGUUCAACGGAUUGACUAUUCCACACAUAUCGCUCUACACCACCAACUUGUCAAUGGCUAUUUCCAAAACACCCGACAAAAAAACCACCUCCUUUGCCGUGCAUGGCGAAAGCCUAGACUUUACGAUCGCAAAGUCAUCUGAUACUCUAGAGGCAGUUUCACUAACCUUGGUGGACUAUGAGGCCUGGCUAGACCAGGAUGCCACCAGUCUUAUUGGUUCAAUCGACCUUGACUAUAUCGACCUUGCGAUCGAUCUGAAGCAAGUCCCAUGGCUUUUAGAACAAGCAAACGUAUUCGUUAAACAGGUUGAAGACAUCAUCACACGCUUCAAAGUCUCUACAGACCACCACGCUGCAGCGCAACUAUUAUAUGCAUUGACGUUAGCGUCAGAGGAUUACUCCAUCGACCACGAUCCAGAGGUUCUCACACGGCCUGCAUACAUUCUACGCGCCAAAAGAGAACACAUUCGGUUUUUCGAUAGCUGGAAGGUGGUGGCCAAGUUACGACACAUUUUGCAAACCUUGCCAGAAACAUGGAAAACAAGCGUGAGCAACGCAUUCAAGGAUGGCACUUUUGUACUACCUGACUAUGGUGCCGACCAUGUACGGGACUAUUUCUCCAAAUGGAGGGUCUGGGAGGCAAACCAGGACCAGCGACUGGCAAUGUUGAAGAGAAUAUUCACCAAAAACGAAAAGGAGCAUGGAAAGGAUGGAAAAGUCGACUUUGACUUUACAGUAAACGAAGUGAAUAUCAAUUCUCUCUGUUCACAAAAUCCAACGAGUAUCAAUAUAAAGACACUUUGUUUUGUGUUGAAUAAGGACACACUACUGUGUCUACUAUUGACUGUCGACUCGUAUGAAGGUAAAUUGACUAAAUCGGUUUUGGAAUUGGUGCCGCUAUUGAAUUUGGAAACUGAGACAUCAUCCACCUCCUCCUCAUCAUCAUCUCCAUUCCAGCUUGUACUUAAUAUAUCCCAUUUUGUGCAGCUGGUAGAACUUGUAAACCUAAAGGCAACUGUCACAGUGCAAGACCUAUUGGCAACUAUGGAUCAACAUACAGCCACCAUAAACACACACAUCGUGGAGAUCAAGCUAGAUGCGCUCGAGCGUGUUUUUCACACAAACCUUCACCAUUUGCAAGUGUUUGCACACAACCAGCAAAACAAUUCACAACUCAACUUGGAAGUUAGAAAGUGCAAAACAAUCCUAUUUGACAAGAUGAACUUUGUAGAAAUCAUCAGAGCAGUGAUGGAUGAGGAUGUGCCAUUCUGCAAGAGUCUUUUCAAAAAGAAGACAAACGUACCAAGACAGCAAGCUCGCCACCAGGUAUCAUCAACACUCCUAAUACAAGAGUUUGCUUAUAGCGUUGAGAUACUAAACCCUCUACACCUCUCGGGUGUACUACUUGGGGCCAAGGCCAGCUUCAGUCUCAAUGAUGAGCUUGGGACAGCUGCACUUUGUGCCGAGUUUGCAAAGCUACAUAGCAACUUUAGUAUUGAUCGCAGCAACGUUCUAGGUCUUCAAUGUGCCGAUUUUGUAUGCCUAUGUGACACAGAAUCCAUAAAUCUGUCAGAGUUGAAGUUGACUCUGUCGCAAGUGUCCCUAGGGUAUAUGAAGAUAGUCUCGAAUGACUUGCUCCAUACUAUGAAUCUUGUCACAAGUGUUUCUAAAAUACAAGCUAGAAUCGCAGAGAUAUCCAGUAUAGUAGGACACACUACUACCCCUGCUUCCAACCACCAUCUUUUCCGCCUUAGUUUCAAAAACGCAUACCUGGAGCUUUCUGCUGGCGUGGGCUCAACAACGCCAAGUCUCGCUCUUGAAAACACUUUUUUCAACAUCAGCAACGUUGCCGUGAGUACAGAGGUCCCCAUCCACGGAGAAGCGGCAUUGCCUCUCUUGCGAUUCACCUUGUUCAGCAAGAAUAUCCCCUUGGGUUUGUCCAACGUAUUGGCGUUGGAGUUUGCUGUGCGCUUGUUCAACGAUACAGAUACACGUGACUCCCGCCAGCAUUUGCAAGUGGAAUCCCAAUUUUGCCGCGUAUGUUUGUCUGAGCCCGUGGUUAUUGCCAUGACUAGGAUUGCUGAUACUGUUGCUAAGCGGUAUCACGAGGUGGCAUCUGCGGCGGCCACAACACCAACUGCUACACCCAAUGCUUCUUCACCCUCUCUCAAGCAGUUCAUCUACGCAAAGUUUUCCGCAUUCCAGUUCCUAUCGUACAAUUUCUGCAUCGGCUGGCUCUUCAACGACAAUUCAAAGGAUUACCCAGGAGUGAUUAUUGGAGCGGAAAAGUUCUUUGCGGCUACCGAAGAGAGUUUGGGAAAGUUUACGCUUAUUGGCGCCUACUUUUCCAUAGCCCAUGGUAAUCACGCACUAAACUUUUUCAGCGCUCGUUCAGAGAGAGGCAGCUUGAACCGCGCAUUCUUACCAACGUUACAAUUGAUCUAUGUUAUAGACUCCAAGCACUUGCUGCUCACUGUUCAUGGAGAUGAAAUUGACAUCAAGUUCAUCUCCACUUCAAUAACACAGAUUGUACAAAAAAUAUCUGCUCUGGCGAGUGGGAUCCGUCUGUAUCUAGAAAGAAAGUCUCAGCUUCUCAGUGCCACCAAACCAGCACCAGCACCAGCACCAGCACCAGCACCAGCACCAGCACCAACAGCACCAACAGCAACAACAAGUAACAACACACGAAUUCCCUUCCAGUCAAUUGAGCUAGUCUCCACUUUUGCCGGCUCAAACAUGUUGGUCACCAGAAUGGAGGAGGAUGAGUUUUCUGACGACAAGUCAAUGUACUUGCAUGCACCAGCAAUCAAGACAAUUGUCAAAUUCACAAACACUUCCGAUUUGUGGAAAGUUAUGGGAGAGUUGGUGACGUCGUCGUCGGAAAACGUGUUGUACCCACAAUGCGUACCAAUCAUGCUUGACUUGGCUUCCGGAGUCAAGGCAUUGGUCCACGACGAGAAAAAAAAGGUGGAGAAAAAGGAAAAGAUAGGAGACGAAGCGUCGACAUUGUCUCUCUUCAACAAUCUUCUCAUCGACAUUGCCAUCAGGAUAAAAAGGCAAGAGCUCACCUUAAGCUGUGAACCCACAGCGAAAGUCGCCGCAGUGGUUGGUCUAGACGGGUUCUGCAUCCAGGUAAACUCAAACGAUGCAAAAGGAAAGAGUGUAGUAUUGUCUGCAUUGCUAGAUGGCAUUUCUGCAUCACUACAGCACAUCUACUCCAGGGACAUCAGUGCUUCACUAGAAAUAGAACAAAUACUCUUGCUGAGUGUGUUGGACUUGGGAGCCCAGGGCCGCAUGUUUUCCACUGGGUGCGUGACCAAUACUAACGCUUAUGUCAAUGUGAAACAGUACCAAGACGUCAACCUAUUCACCGAUAUCUGGUUCCCAAAAAAUCUAUUCCACCAAGACAAAGAGGACGCCAAAGACGACACCACUGAUCUAGCACGCAACCAGAAUAUAGCCCUGAAGUUCAGACAAGUAUCCACCACCUAUGCGUUCCCUUGGAUAGUAGUCUUUGUCGCAAACACAGUCAACCUUGAAGCGGACUUUGGCCAGGCCUUGGGCAAAUCCCAGUUGCUGAUGAACAACUUCUGGGCAGUGUCAAAGAAAGCACAGGACUGGUCACAAGAUUUGCGAACGGGGAUCAGCACAAUCAACUUGUCGUCAGAGGGUAGGUUGACCGGGUCGCUACUUGUUGAAAAGAUCAAUUUACACACAACCAUCAGCUGGAAGAUUGCUACAGGCGCAACACUCGACGUUCCAUUGGUGUUGGUCUCCGGUGGUGUCAACAAGUUGUCGCUUAAAAUGUCAUUCGACGAGCACGUGAUUGCCCUUGUUUAUGUUGAAGACUUUUCAAUGGAUAUAUACAACAAGAAGAGCGCGUUGGCCAUUGCCAAGGACCAUCUUGUUGUUACCACCAAGUUCAAUGGCCUCGAGGUGUAUAUAACUUCACUCUCGGCCUCAAACUUUAUGGACAUUGCAAAUACAAUCUCCAGAAUGGUUUUAGAAACUAGAAGCUCGUAUAGAGAGAUACUUAGGGACUCCUCGAGGGGCAAAUCCAUUAGUCACCACAAACAACAGCAGCAGCAGCAGCAACAACAACCUUUGCACAGCUCCUACUCCAACAUUCUACAGACAAUAAAACGAUUGGAUACAACAAUUCAUGUAUCUGCCGGCAAAAUCUUGAUUCACGUCUACCCAUCCUCCAUAGACAACUCCAAGGUCCUCGUUGUGAAGCUUGACGAGUCUAGAGCAAAGUUUCAGCAGAACGAGUAUACCCAUGGCGUAUCCAACGAGCUAGAUUUGAGAUUCAACGAUCUAAACGUCUCGCUAUCCUCAGUGCCACCUCUACUGGAAUCAUUUGUGCAAACAUGCACAGUUGAUGAGUUUUUGAACUCGGCUCACCAGGCCAAGGGCGGCAACAUCUUUGUGUUUCCCUCCUUCCGUGUCUCCAUGAGGACAUUCCAAAAAGAAAAAAGUACCGUGAUUGAGUAUUUGUUCCAGUCAUCGUUCAAUGGCACUGUAGACGUGAGGUGGAAUUUAGGGUCCGUCAACUUUAUUAGAGAAAUGUACCACAUCCAUACAAGGGCACUAGCGUCGAGGAGGGAGUAUAUGCAUAACCGUGGCGACUCGCAACUGCACCUGCAACUGCAACGCAGUUACAGCUUGCAAGAGAACUCCACACAGGAGAUUGACGAUGCAAUCAAAGAGACUAUGGAGAAAGUGGAAACAGGCUCUACCUUCCAGUACACACCUUUAGCGCCACCAAUAAUUGAGGCCCCGCAAUUAAAAGAGUUGGGAAACGCCACGCCACCAUUGGAAUGGUUUGGCUUACACAGGGACAAGUUGCCCAACAUCACUCAUACAUUGGUCAUAGUCAACUUACAGAAACUCGUACAUGAAAUCGAGGUCCAGUACUCCAAGAUGCUAGGUAAAGCUUAA
This is a messenger RNA of Lodderomyces oxycetoniae, 8688 nucleotides long. RefSeq lists its product as uncharacterized. Gene Ontology annotation, cellular component: membrane. Bases 1 to 8688 code for a protein of 2895 amino acids. Lineage: Eukaryota; Fungi; Ascomycota; Pichiomycetes; Serinales; Debaryomycetaceae. The record is from RefSeq and is a predicted model, not a curated record. The transcript has a single exon. Gene Ontology annotation, biological process: fermentation.